GAAACAAGAGAAGGCAGGGCUUGUUUCCAGGAAGUGUGUGGCGUGACUACGGCCCUCACAUUGUCGCUAACUCAACUUUUGCUUUGUCAUUCGCACAGCUAACAUUUUAUUAAACCUUUUCUUAUUCUACAAACAUGGGUGACGAUGAAGAAAAGUAUGACGGGAUGUUGCUUGUUAUGGCGCAACAACACGAAGGAGGCGUACAAGAGUUAGUAAACACAUUUUUUAGCUUCCUCCGCCGCAAAACUGAUUUCUUCACUGGUGGCGACACAGGUGCUGCAGAGAAGUUAGUGAAGGAUGCUUUUGCCCACCACAGUAACCUGGCACUGAAAGACCGUAAAGAAAAGCAGAUGAAACAGGAGAAGCAAAAGAAAGAGAAAGCCGAAAGAGCUGCCAAGCUAGCAGAGGAAGAGAAGAAAAAGAAAAAUGAUGAUGGUCCCAGAAUUCAGGAACUGACCGAUGAAGAAGCAGAGAAACUUCAGUCCGAGCUUGACAAGAAAAAGAAAGAAGAGGAGAAAAAAGAGAACAAAACAACAAAUGUAGAAAAGUCAUCUGACACAACAGAAAAAGAGAAGGGGUCUGACUCAGAAGGAGAGGAAGAUGAGAAGGACAAAGAUAAACUGAAGCCUAACACAGGAAACGGAGCUGAUCUGCCCAACUACAAGUGGACACAGACCCUGUCUGAAGUUGAUCUGGCAGUGCCUUUUGAUGUGAAGUUCCGCAUUAAGGGGAGAGAUGUGGUAGUGGACAUCCAGCGACGCUCCAUCAAGGUCGGCCUGAAAGGACACCCUGCUGUUAUUGAAGGCCAGCUCUACAACGAGGUGAAGGUAGAGGAAAGCUCCUGGCUCAUCGACGAUGGCAAGGUGGUCACAGUGCACCUGGAGAAGAUUAAUAAAAUGGAGUGGUGGAGCAAGAUCGUUACCACAGAUCCAGAAAUCAACACCAAGAAAAUCUGUCCAGAGAACUCAAAGCUGUCAGAUCUGGACGGAGAGACGCGUGGUAUGGUAGAGAAGAUGAUGUAUGACCAAAGGCAGAAAUCGAUGGGUCUGCCUACAUCUGAAGAGCAGAAGAAACAAGACAUUCUUAAAAAGUUCAUGGCUCAGCACCCAGAGAUGGAUUUCUCUAAAGCCAAGUUCAGCUGAGACUUGCUGCUGUCAGCCUCACCUGUAGAAUCCACAGUAUGAUUCAUGUGAAUCAUAUCAGAGCCAACGUCAGGCACCAUUCAACCUCCCCUUCAUGUGUUCUCUUCAUACUGGACAUGGUUUUAGUUCAUUAACAUGUCUUAACAUGUGUUUUUUUUUCCUAUGAGAACAGGUUUGAUGACUGUAAUGUCCACAUCCUCCCUUUGCAUGUCGUCCAAAUAUUUAAAGAUGUGUCUGCAUUUUUUAAUAAAUGAAUUUAAAAUCAAA
Molecule: messenger RNA, 1409 nt
Organism: Lates calcarifer (barramundi perch)
Lineage: Eukaryota; Metazoa; Chordata; Actinopteri; Centropomidae
Product: nuclear migration protein nudC-like
Biological process (GO): protein folding
Cellular component (GO): cytoplasm
Source: RefSeq, a predicted model, not a curated record